AUGCCGCCACGCAAGCGCAAGGCGGCUAAGACCUCCGCGCCGGUGGUGGUCGAGCUCUCAUCCGACGACGAGCCGGCGGCCGACUCGCGCCGUCGCUCGCGGCGCAAGCAGGUUCGCGCACAUGCGCCUCGCUCUGUGGCAACACCAACCACGAGCCGAUGGGUCCGGAUCGGCGACGGAGGACGCGAGCCCAUCUGCCUCACCUGGGGUGACUACCGCCGGCUCGGCACGCCAGACGGCACGGUCGGCCCGGAGCAGCUGCUUCUCAACGACACCCUGGUCGAAUGGUACCUGCGCUUCAAGCUCGAGAAGCAGCUGCGCCAGCUCGGGCUCGCCGAGCGGACCUACAUCUUCUCCCCUUUCUUCAUCAAGCGCCUCCGCCUCGCCCUGCAGCGCCGAGGCGCCCCUACACGCAACUGCGGCGAGGCCGGCGAGGGCAAGGGAGGCGAGUGGGAGGGGGAGGCGGAGGCGGUGGCGGCGUCGGUGGCCGUGCUGCCGCCGGCGGAGAGUGUAGUCGUGGGCGGCGGCGCAGCAGACGCAGUGAUUGCCACCGUCACGCCCGAGGUGGACCUGACUGCGGCUCCGGCGGAGGCGCAGGCGGCGGAGGAGGCGCAGGCGGCGCAGGCGGCGCAGGCGGCGGAGGAGGCGCAGGCGGCGGCUGGGGCUGCCGAGGGGGAGGUUGGCGGUGCUGCGGCGGCGGUGCCGCUGACGGAGGUGGGUCUCGCUGCCGUGGGCGGCGGGGCGGCGGGAGGGAGUUCGGCGGCGGGAGGCAGCUCCGUGACCGGGGUGGGGGGGGAGGAGGAGGCGGAGACGGAGGAGAAGGUGGCCGGGGAGGAGGUGGCGCAGGAGGAGGAGGAGGAGGUGAGCGACUCGGAGGAGGAGAAGGAGGAGCCGAUGCAGGAGGCGGAGGAGGCGGAGGAGGCGGAGGAGGCGGAGGAGGCGGAGGAGGCGGAGGAGGCGGGGCUGGCGGCGGUGGCGGCGCCAGAGGCGGGCGGCGCGGCGCAGCCCGCAGAGGCGGAGGCGGUGAUGGCGGAGGCGGUGAUAGCGGAGGCGGCCGCGGCGCGAGCGGGCGAGGGGUCGGCAGCGGAGGCGAUGGCAGCGGCGGAGGCGACGGUGACGGUGGCGGCGGCGGACGGCCAGGCGGCUGCCGUGGUGGAGGGGAGCCCGGACGAGAAGGGCGUGGCGUGGUUCACGGCGCAGUCGCUGCCUCACAUCAUCUGCCAUCUCGCGCCACAGCAAGACAACGACUACGACUGCGGCGAGCACACGCCCCCCCCCCGCAGCGCACGCCCCCCGCAGCGCACGCCCCCUCUUCUCGCGACAUGA
Emiliania huxleyi CCMP1516 is the source of this 1326-nucleotide messenger RNA. RefSeq lists its product as hypothetical. Lineage: Eukaryota; Haptophyta; Isochrysidales; Noelaerhabdaceae. The coding region runs from base 1 to 1326 and encodes 441 amino acids. The transcript has 4 exons. The record is from RefSeq and is a predicted model, not a curated record.